UACUGAGAAAAGCUUCAAGCUCAGAUAUGGCUUUCCACCAAAGAUCGACAAGUUUGCCUUCUAGGCCUCACGUCAGUGAGACCCAAGUCGAGCAAGAGCUUCUCAGCCUAGAAGCAAGCAUCUCUUCCUCCAAUUCCAUCAGCAUGAUGUGCGAUGGUCUCAGGAGUCUUGCAAACAUCUAUGAUGGUCUUGAAGAGAUUAUUUGCCUACCAAGCCACCAUGUUUUCUCCUCCCAGCAGAGGAACAUGUUGGAUGGAGAAAUGGAAGGUUCUCUUGAGCUGCUAGAUCUUUGCAGCGUCAUGCAAGAGAUCUUCGCCGAGAUGAAGGCCAUCAUCCAAGAGCUGCAAGUGGCUCUAGGGAAAGGGGAUGAUGCAGCUACUCAAGCCAAGAUCCAGUCUUACACCCGCUUGGCGAAGAAGGCCAAGAAUCAUUUCAAGAAGACCGCGAAGAAGACUUCUGUAGAUUGCAGGAUGGUCAUGCUCUUGGCCAAGGCCAAGGAGAUCUCUGUCUCUCUGCUGGGGUCCACACUCCGCCUCUUGUCGAAGCAAAUUGAAAUGCCUAAACAGUCUCUUGUUUUCAAGGCAUUUCACAAAAAGAAGUCAGUUUUCUGCAAGGAAGAGCAAUUGUCGGAGUUAGAGUGCAGUAUCGUAGAUCUUGAGAUCGGAGCAGGACAUCUGUUCAGGAAGUUAGUCCAGAGCAGAGUUUCUCUACUCAACAUCCUUAGCUCAUAGGUACUCCCAAGUCACUCUUGACGACCUCCGAUUGGCAUCCGCCUUUUAAGGAAUAGCUGAUCUUCAUACAAUGUUCCCAUGUGUAUACACUAUACUGUAUAAAUGUACAUGAUACUAUAGAAACAGAAAGAGAAACCAAAGUUUUGAUCCAUCAUCCUUGAAGAUGUGUUUGUGAUCCCAGUAUAGUUUAUUUUUAUGCCCAUGGUUAGUGGAUCUUGUUCCUUAUGUAUGGAACAUGCAAAACCAAAGUCACAUGGUUCCAACCUGCAUUUAACAGAAUCACUCCAACCUGUAUUUAACAGAAUCAUUCAGUUCUAUUAUCCAGAUUCUCCACCACUACCACAUGGUUGUGCAGUCUGGCACUACAAUUGAAUAUAUUUCUUGUUUCAUACAACAGAGUCUGAAUUAGUGCACUCAAAUUUUAACAUCUAUGACAUCUAUAUCAUUCAAGCAUUGAAGGCGACAAAACAACAAAAACAUUUACUUUGAUACCACAACUUUUUGCAUGAUCUACGUAUUAACAAUAAUCCGAGCAAGACCUGAUCUAAACUUGCCAGUGCACAAACCUUUUGUUCGUUUCAAUAAAAUGAUUG
Triticum dicoccoides is the source of this 1324-nucleotide messenger RNA. RefSeq lists its product as uncharacterized. The record is from RefSeq and is a predicted model, not a curated record. The transcript has a single exon. Gene Ontology annotation, biological process: shoot system development; root development. The coding region runs from base 27 to 731 and encodes 234 amino acids. Lineage: Eukaryota; Viridiplantae; Streptophyta; Magnoliopsida; Poales; Poaceae.